Molecule: messenger RNA, 5421 nt
Organism: Caenorhabditis auriculariae
Lineage: Eukaryota; Metazoa; Nematoda; Chromadorea; Rhabditida; Rhabditidae
Source: the annotation of a GenBank genome assembly
AUGGAAGGGACCGACCUCGCCGUGAAGCUCGCUUGCGGCACGAGUUUCCGUCGUUUUCGAUUCCAUGUAAGGAAAUUCUUCUUUUUCAAAAAAGAAACGGAAGAUAUUUUUUUACAGUUUGACGAAAACGUCAACAAUUAUGAAGAACUUCUCAAGCUUGUGAGAAAGACCAUGGGAAGAGAAAACGCCACGAUCGCUUGGCGAGGUAAGAAAUCAAAAAAAAAAAAAUUGGCGCUUUGAGACAAGAUUUCGGUAUAAAGGAUAUGCUCCUUUGAAUGUGUAAUGUAAAAAAAAAUACUACGUGGAAUAAAAAGAAUAAUGAAUGCGCUUCGAGUUGAAGGAGCAUCUUUUCCGCGAUAUUCGCAGUCUUGACGCGAAAAAUUUCCUUCUUUGCAUAGACCUACUUUUGAAAAAUAAAAAAUAAGAGCAAACUUGUCACUGCGCCAGACUUUCUACGACCUGAAGAAGAAAAAAAAAAUGAUUUUUUGAAAUAUUUCAUGUUUAUUUUAUUUUAAUUUCUGAAGACUUUCAUAUAAAAUUCCCGUUUAAAAUUUUGAUUUUUUUCAGAUGAAGACGGCGACACGGUCGAAAUCACCUCAGAGGAAGAGCUUCGCGAAGCUGUGUUCAACGCUGUCGCCGAAGAGAAAAAGCCUUCAUGUCUCCGUCUGUUCGACCCGUCGGAGGCCUUCCCCAAGAAGGAGAAGCUCUCGAAGGCCGGCGGCAACUCGCCGUACAAGGUUCUUGGAAACCCUCGGAUGGAGCUGGAUGAGGUCGUUGACUUGCAGCAUAAUCAUGUUGCCACUUGCGACGGCUGUGAGCGAACGGUGAUUGGCCACCGGUUCCGCUGCGUCAUCUGCCCCGACUUCGACCUUUGUGAGAGCUGUGAGCGCAAAGGUUCGUUUUUUGUCAUCCUAAGAAACGAAUUCUUUGAAAUAACAUUAAAUGCGGUCUUCCCAGAGUAAUAUAUACAUAGGUAUAAAGAUAGCAUCUCCUUAAGGUGCCACUUUCCAGGUUACUUUCAAAAAUAUAUAAAGUGCGGCGAGUGGCUACUUAAAAGGAACAUCUGCGAAAAUGGAAAAGUGUUUUUUCCAUUACAGGGGUGACAGAACUUCAAUGAUAGAUACGAAAUCGACUCGGAGAGAUUCGAGUCUAAAAAAUUUUGAGUGAUCUCUCAAGAAAUUAUCAAUAUAAGAAGCGUUAUCAGUAAAAUAAAAAACCAUAUCCGUUGCGAAAAUAAAUCAUUAAAGGACUUAAACUAAUGUAAUAAUUACCGAGUCUUCAGGAGCCCACGAGGAACACGCGAUGCUCCGGAUCGUCGGCCCGAGGACCCGCAUCCCUUGGGGCACUCGUCUUCGCAAGAAGCCCUACAACUAUGCCCAACCCGGCUAGUAUUUUUCACUUAUUAAGAAACACUCUUUUGGGCUUCUGAAUCAGACUUCUUUGUUUCGAAUCUCUGCUCUAAAUACACAUUUCGCCUGGUGCAGAUUUGAAAUUAAACGGCUGAAGCUUGUGAAAAAGCCCAAGAAUAAAACUUGAAGGCUUAUGGGCAUCAAAAAACGGGAUUUGAGGUGAAGGCAGUAUCUUGUAGAGCCCUUCAUUGCGAGUCGAACGGUCUAUUCAAAAAAGUACAGAUAUGAGUUAUUUUGAAGAAAAACGCGUUUUUAUUUUUUCGCUACUUAGUUAUGAAUUAUGCGUUGGAUCGGUGUACAAAAAUCUGUUUACAGUAGCCGUUUACGCGUCACUAGACUCGCAUUUUGCACGAAAUAACCGGAUAUCUGCUUCAAAUCUGAACUUUCUUUUUUCCAAAAUCAUUUAGGCGAAGACAUUUUUCUCUUUAUUACGACUUAUAUUCAACGUUUCUUUUUUCAGAAGUUUCUUUGGGUGAAGCCCUGCACGACUAUUUGCGUCCAGGUUAGUUCAAAUCUAGUCACGGGAUCAAAAAAGUUUCCUUUUUUUCCAGAUCCGGCUGCCUCGAACUCUUAUCCGGCUCCGAACGCGCCGAAGACCAUUCAGGACAAGAUGAAGCAUUUCCAGGAGCUUUUCGGAAAAGCUUCGGAGCUCGCCUGGAACGCCUUCAUUCCCUUCGAGGGCAAGCAGCCAAAGAAAGACGAGGAGCUCAAGAAGGACGAGCAGGAACAGAAGAAGAACAAAGAGGAGGAGGCCAAGAAGGAGUUCGUCAAGAAACUCGCUGCUGAUCCUAUUUGGACAAACGUUCGUAAAGUGGAAACUUGAGAGGAUAUUUCAAUAUUUAUCUUCUCCCAAUGCGAUUAGUGGACGUUCAUCGAUCGAAUGACCUCUUGAGUGGCCAUUCAAAAAUAAUUUUUUAGUUAGAGUGUCAUAUUAAAUGUAUGCAAAAAGCUAAGAAUACUCUCACUUUCAAAGGGUCUCGCUUUUUUUUUCCCAUACAGCUGCACAUAAUUUUUGGAAAUAUCAAAUAAACUUCAAACAGUUCCACAAAAAAUAAGAUAUUUAUGAAAAAGUGAAUUUUUGUAGACUUUGCCGCAGUAUGUCCUUUGCUAUAAGUGUUCACUUAAGAAUUUCAGUUCCUUAAGUAAGAUAAUGCUUGUGUGGAUGUUGAAUAGAUUAAUUCAAAAUCGAGCCGAUUCGAUUUCCAAGAAGAGUUUUUCAGGGCAUGCAAGAAGUGAGCAUGUUUGGCAAGGAAAAGCGUCGCCGCGAAGAGGAAUUGAUCAAGAACUUUUGUCGCAUUGAUAUGACUCCUCCCCGGUGCUCCCAUCGACGUGCUCCCCAGUUGCAGCCGGGCGUCUUCGGUGCGCCCUGCGCGAUCCCGUUCAGCAAGCCCCAUUUCUUAGCAGACUAUCAUGAGAGCGCAAAGGAGGUGAUUUCUGCGAGAAGUGUGAUAUAAAUGACCUCUUAAGAGCUUUUAAAGUCGUGAAACACGGGGACUUGCAAUGAUCUAACAGUCUGAGAUUUCUUUCUCUCUUUCUCUCUCCUUUAUUUAUAGAGAACAGGAGGGCGCAGACAGUCAGACUGUUCAGAAGUUUUGAUGUAAUCGGCCAUUCAAAGGUUUGAAAGCCGUGGAACAGCAAAAAAGGACGACUUUCAGAGGUCUAACUGUCUGAGCUCUCUUCCUCUCUCCCACAUCAUGAGAACAAAAGGACGCAGAGAGUUAGAUCAUUUGGAAUCGCGACGAAUAGAGUUAAAUUGAUAAAAAAAAUGUCAAGGUUGCGGAAUUUGGAACCAAAGGCAACCAUUGAGUUUUUGAGACAAUAAGUUGAAUAAAUGGUUUUUCAAGGCUCAAAAAGGCGUAAAACAGCUGGAAACGACGGCUGGCACCAGUUCAACUGUCUAAGCUCUCUUUUUCCUUCAUCUCUAGAGAAUACGAGAGCGCAGACUGUUGUUUUUUUUUUCGAAAAAAACAUUAUGGCCUUGAUGUAGGAGAUAAUUUUUUCCGAAUGAAGAAAGACCUUUUUCAAUAAUAAUAAUUUUUUGAACUUGCUGGUUCCAGACCCAGGAUCCUGUGGAGGCCAAGAUCGAAAGCUUUAAGAAGACUGCCGACGCGUUAGUUUCCCUUUUGGCGUUUUCACAGUCAUUUUUAUGUUUCAGUUACAAGAAACUCUCCGAGAAAGAGAAAUGUGCCGCUUCAGUGCUCAGCUCCAUUCCCACGGCCUGGGCUAACUCGGUGGGUCGAUAUAGAACUUGAGAUGACGGCAAAUUUAGUUCAAAAUUUUAGGAAAUUGAGAAUCUUUCCCUCCUAGAGCUACGGUAAACAUUUGGAAAAUUUUGCGUAGCUUUGAAUUUUUUUGCGUUCGAAAAAAGGAGAGUGACAUUUCAGCCUUGAAAAUGAGAUCAUAGAAAUCUCAGUCUCUAUUUUAAAAAAAAUGGUCAGCAACAUCAGGUUCAGCCUGUAGAAACGGCUCGGAAAAUUUGGCUUUUCCUAAAAAAAAAAGAAGAGCAAAUUUUUAGCUUUGAAAAGUAAGAACAUUAAAAUUUCAGACUUACUCAAAGAAAAAAAAAUCAAUAUUGACGUAAACUUGAGCCAAAAAUCACAUUUGCCUUCAACUUUCAACGAAGUUUUUUUUGCAGGGUGAAUUCAAACCAGAAAAUUUCAACGUGGUCAACUUCGAGUACCCGCCCUUUCCAGAAACGGAAUACCCUGAAAAUCGGCUCACCGACCAUCAGGCUCAAUAUGAGUCUUUGCUGAGAUCUCACCAAGAACAAUUGAAAGAGACCUUGGCUCUGAACGAAGAGCUGAAAAAAAUCCAGGAAGCUCUACAGCUCAAAAAGGUGUCCGUGGAGCCCUCGGCUGAGAUCAAAGCUCGACUUGAAGCUCUAAUGGAAGUCCAAAAGAAGGCUGACAUCAAGUACAUCGCUGAGGAGGCUAAAUUUAUCAAUCGAUAUCGCGCUUCCAGAAGGGACUUGAGGAAACCCGUGAACCAGGAUGAGCUCAAGGCGGAAGCUGAGCCUCAAACGAAAGCUCAAAUGGAGGCGAAGGCGGGGGCUAAGGCUGAAGCUGAAGCUCAGUCCGAAGAAAAAGCUGAGGCUGUGACUCAGUCUGUUGGAGAGAUCGAGGCUCAAAUCAGAGGCGAGAUCAAGGAAACUCUCAAGCGCAUCGAAGAGCGAUGGCCGCAAGGAACUCCGAUCCUCGAAGAGUCGCGGUCUUCCAGCUUCGAACACCUCAACCACUCGAGGUUAAUUUCCCUCGGAAUCCCGAAAAUAUAGGAUUUUUUUUCAGCGACAACGGCGUCGUUCCGGAAGGCGUCUAUAACACCAACUUUGUGCAGAACCCGGAGUCGUACUAUUCCCAGCUCCAGGGCUCAUUGGUUCAGGUUCGAGUUUUCAGACGCUUCAUCACCUGAACAAUGUCAUCAUCUGAAAAAGAAAUAGUUUUUUUCGUUCUUGAAGUUUUCAAAAAAUCUCGAUUCAUUUAUUUUCAUCUCCUAAUAACCUUUGACAACUUUGUAAGUAGGCAGGAAUCAACGGAUGAACUUGAUGCUCACCAAGAUUUUAUGAGUUUACUGUCAAAUGGCCUUCGUGAAUUUUUCCCAUUAGCUUUUUCUUUCAAGGUCACUUAGUUACAAGCCCUGAAUAAUUGGGUCUACUCCUGAGACUUAAUUCAAAGAUCAGUUCAAAAAACUACAACUGGAAAUUUCAGCCAAAAGAUAAUGUUACUUGACGGUUUGGAAUUUUCAAAAACUGAGAAGUUGGACAGGUUGAGAGUGUUAUAUCUUUGUCAGAAACUGCUCUGACCAACUUUCAGAGAGGUUCUAGUUUUCAAAUCGUUUUUUUGUACAUAAUGUCCUCUCAAACAUCCUUCAUUUGUCAAGAAAUCGGAGCGAAACCAUGUGGUUCCAGAUGCUGAGUGCCAUGGGCUUCGACUCGGACCGUUCUGCGGCCGCCGUCGCUGCGUUCGACGGGAACAUGGCCAAGUGCAUUGACCACCUCAUCAGCGAGGAUCAAUAG